This is a messenger RNA of Helianthus annuus (common sunflower), 1788 nucleotides long. Its product is annotated as gallate 1-beta-glucosyltransferase. NCBI's taxonomy places the organism in Eukaryota, Viridiplantae, Streptophyta, Magnoliopsida, Asterales, Asteraceae. The coding region runs from base 163 to 1602 and encodes 479 amino acids. The transcript has a single exon. The record is from RefSeq and is a predicted model, not a curated record. Gene Ontology annotation, molecular function: UDP-glycosyltransferase activity.
CAAGUCAAAGUGUCAAACAACCUCUUCAAUUUUUCAACAUCAUCUCUCCAUCUGUAUAUAUAUUGCUAAACUUUCCACUCCUAGCUAACCCAACCAUAACUAAAAACAAUCAACUUCCACUCUCCUUCUCGCUAACACAAACAACUUUAGAACCAACCAUCAAUGGCUAUUAAACUAGAUCUUGUGCAUGUGCUUUUGGUUACGUUUCCAGCACAAGGCCAUGUUAAUCCCCUUCUCAGACUUGGCAAACUCCUAGCUUCAAAGGGAAAUGUUCUCGUUACCUUCUCUUCCACCAAAUCCAUCGGGAACAAAAUGAAGAAAGCCGGAUGCGCGGUUUCCAGUGAUCCAACUCCAGUUGGAAACCGUGGUGGCAUGAUCCGGUUUGAGUUCUUUGAUGAUGGAUGCUCGGAAGACAAAGAUGAUGAACGCAAUGACCUUGACACGUACUUACCUAAGCUUGAGGCUUACGGAAAGAAAGCAAUCACCCGGAUCAUCAACCAGCAUGCGGAAAAUGGCUGGCCGGUCUCGUGCCUAAUCAACAACCCAUUCAUACCAUGGGUUUCAGACUUAGCACAAGAGCUAAACAUCCCUUGUGCAAUGCUUUGGGUGCAGUCUUGUGCUUGCUUUUCGUCGUAUUAUCAUUACCAGAAGUCAUUAGUUCCUUUUCCAAGUGAAGAAAAACCGGAUAUCGACGUUCAGUUGCCAAACAUGCCGGUUCUCAAAUCCGAUGAGAUUCCCAGCUUUCUACAUCCUUCAACACCUUACCCGUUUUUAAGAAGAGCCAUUUUAGGGCAGUUCAAGAACUUGUCAAACAACUUUUGUGUGCUAAUGGAAACCUUUGAAGAACUUGAGGGGGAUUUGAUCAAGUACAUGUCUCAAAUAUGUCCAAUCCGAGCAGCUGGUCCGUUGUUUAACAACCCACUGCUUGAAACCAGCUCCAAUAUCUCCGGAGACCUCAUUAAAGCCGACGAUUGUCUUGAGUGGCUCGACUCAAAGCAGCCUUCAUCGGUGGUUUACAUAUCGUUCGGAAGUGUUGUGAGCUUGAGCCAAGAACAGGUGACUGAGAUGGCUUAUGGUGUUUUAAAUUCCGGCGUGUCAUUUCUGUGGGUGAUUAGGAAUAAUGUGACUUCUACUGGGGCAUCUGGCAAGCUGCCUGAGGGGUUCUUGGAGGAGGCAGGUGAGAGGGGGAUGGUGGUCCAAUGGAGUCCACAAGCACAGGUGUUGAGCCACCCGGCAGUGUCGUGUUUUCUGACUCAUUGUGGAUGGAACUCGACAAUGGAAGCGUUGUCAAGCGGUGUUCCGGUGGUGGCGUUCCCGCAUUGGGGGGAUCAAGUGACUGAUGCAAAAUACUUGGCUGAUGAAUGGAAGGUUGGGAUAAGGAUGUGUAGGGGUGAGGCUGAGCACAGGGUGAUUGGGAGGAAGGAGGUGGAGGAGUGCUUAAGGGAGGCUACAGGUGGUGUAAGGGCGGCAGAGAUGAAGACGAAUGUGAUGAAAUGGAAGAAAGCAGCGGCGGAGGCGGUGGCGGAAGGUGGAACAUCUGAUCGAAACAUCCAAGAAUUUGUGGAUGAGAUUAGGAAGCUGAGUUUGAAGAAAUCAAGUUGAGCACGCCAACAAAUUUACGGCUCCCAUGUUCUUCACGUACAUGUUACUUAUCCAUAAUCUUUUCAUAUGAUGAUUUAGUUUAUUUACAAAUAUGAAAUUGUAUUUCAUAAUGCUUCGUUGUCGACAUCUUCUUCAUAUAAUGAUAUGUAACAUGUCUAAUUUAUAAAUAAUAAUAAUAAUUGUGUA